This is a messenger RNA of Dicentrarchus labrax (European seabass), 4312 nucleotides long. It is a transcript of the gene nmt2, whose product is annotated as N-myristoyltransferase 2. The record is from RefSeq and is a predicted model, not a curated record. Gene Ontology annotation, cellular component: cytoplasm. The coding region runs from base 95 to 1573 and encodes 492 amino acids. The transcript is spliced from 12 exons. NCBI's taxonomy places the organism in Eukaryota, Metazoa, Chordata, Actinopteri, Moronidae. Gene Ontology annotation, biological process: N-terminal peptidyl-glycine N-myristoylation. Gene Ontology annotation, molecular function: glycylpeptide N-tetradecanoyltransferase activity.
UUUCCUUCGGCAGUUUCUUUGUUUUUCCAUCUCUCGCCCGCUGCCCGUGAUCUCUAUCAUACGGCGGCUGGCAAUUUUUAAAAACAUUUUUUUAAUGAUGGCGGAGGACAGUGAAUCCGCGGCCAGUCAGCAGAGCCUGGAGCUAGACGACCAGGACACCUGCGGGAUAGACGGAGACAACGAAGAGGAGAAUGAGCAUAUGCAAGGGAGUCCAGGGGGGGAUCUGGGGGCCAAGAGGAAGAAGAAGAAGCAGAAGAGGAAGAAAGAGAAGCCAAGCUCGGGGGGAGCCAAGUCCGACUCUGCCUCUGACUCUCAGGAGAUCAAGAAUCCUGGCUUGCCCAUUCAGAAGCUGCAGGACAUCCAAAGAGCCAUGGAGCUUCUGUCGUGCCAGGGUCCAGCGAAGAGCAUCGAUGAGGCAACCAAGCACAAGUACCAAUUCUGGGACACCCAGCCUGUGCCGAAGCUAAAUGAGGUGGUGACGAGUCAUGGGCCGAUAGAAGCAGACAAAGAAAACAUUAGACAGGAGCCAUAUUCCUUACCUCAAGGCUUUAUGUGGGACACUCUGGAUCUCAGCAAUGCUGAUGUACUGAAGGAGUUGUACACAUUGUUAAAUGAGAAUUAUGUGGAGGAUGACGACAACAUGUUCAGAUUUGAUUAUUCACCAAACUUUCUCAAAUGGGCUCUGCGUCCACCUGGCUGGUUACCACAGUGGCAUUGUGGAGUGAGAGUGUCUUCAAAUAAGAAGCUUGUGGGCUUCAUCAGUGCCAUCCCUGCAGAUAUACGCAUCUAUGACACACUGAAGAGGAUGGUUGAAAUCAACUUCCUGUGUGUCCAUAAGAAGCUGCGUUCAAAGCGCGUUGCUCCAGUGCUAAUCAGAGAGAUCACACGGAGGGUGAACUUAGAAGGAAUAUUUCAGGCAGUAUACACAGCAGGAGUGGUGCUGCCUAAACCUGUGUCCACAUGCAGGUAUUGGCAUCGUUCUCUGAAUCCCAGAAAGCUUGUGGAAGUUAAAUUCUCCCACCUGAGCAGAAACAUGACUCUGCAAAGAACCAUGAAACUCUACAGACUACCAGAUAGCACCAAGACCCCAGGUCUGCGGCCGAUGGAGAGGCGUGACAUACGCCAGGUCACCGAGCUGCUACAGAAAUACCUGAGACGUUUCCAACUUGCACCUUCUAUGGGAGAAGAGGAGGUGGCUCACUGGUUCUUUCCACAGGACAACAUAAUUGACACAUAUGUAGUAGAGGGUGCUGGUGGUGUACUGACAGAUUUCGCUAGUUUCUACACUCUGCCCUCAACCGUGAUGCACCACCCUCUCCAUAGGAGCCUGAAGGCUGCUUACUCUUUUUACAACGUUCAUACACAAACCCCACUACUGGACUUAAUGAAUGAUGCACUGAUCCUGGCCAAACUGAAAGGUUUUGAUGUGUUCAAUGCCUUGGAUCUAAUGGAGAAUAAGGUGUUCCUGGAGAAGCUCAAGUUUGGCAUAGGAGAUGGAAAUCUGCAGUAUUACCUCUACAACUGGAAAUGUCCACCUAUGGACCCCGAUAAGGUUGGCCUCGUCCUUCAGUAGCAGGUCUCUUCACGGCUGCUACACAAACACUGAUCAAGAGGUCGUCAGUGACCUCUGGCUAUUCCUUACCUGGACAUACAGGUAGCCCAAGCUAGACAAUGAGAACUACAACAGUAAAACCAACCUGGAGACUGGGAGGCGGUUCACCCGUCAUCAAGAACAUUCUCAGUUCACCUGGAGGUGAAAACUCUUAAAAUCAUCAACAUCCUGAAUGUGAAGUCAUGCUAUGCCUGAGAUACUCAUACAGUACAAUGCUCCUGACAUGCACACUCACAUUUAAAACAGUCUGACAUACAAGAGGAUGCCUUGACAUUGUGAAUUUUGUUUAGUUCUUCUUCCUCAGCAGACACGUCGUUACAAGAGACUGGCAUGUCAUUUAAUUUUCGCUGACAUUGAACUAUGUAAAUGAUAAUCAACAAGUAAACAUGACCACAAAAACAAAAAACUGCACACUGGCAGGGUCUUAAAGGCAGUGGAAGAGUUAUUAUUCCCGUCCCGUCUCCUAUCAUUGUGGUCAGAAGUUGUUUCUGCUGGCUGUUUCGAGCCUCGGUAGAAUUAGAAAUGCUAAGGACGUGUUUCUGUGAUAGCUGACGUAUAAAGGAAGAAACUUGUUAAAAUAACACACAGAAACACAAACACUGUCAAAUAACACACACACAUACACACACACAAAGGAUAUCUUCAUGGAAGGACUCAUCCAACUGGUGCAUUGAUAUACAUGUUUUUUUUUGUUAAAGAUAUAUAGUUACCUGUACAUUUAAAGCCAGAUCAUAUUUAUUCCUGUAGUGUGAGUUUGGGGUUCGGGAGGGCUGAUCCAAAGUAUUUCCUCAUACGUAGUUGUAGAUGUCACUGAGUUUGUUCAGACAACGUGGGUUUAAGUGGUUUUUGAUGAAGAAUGUAUUGCAUCAAUGAAGCACAAUUUUUGAGUUCCUAAACAAGCAAAAGGGUCUUUUUUUUUUUUUUUUUUAAAAGGGUCAGAUUUCAAAACCGAUGGGUUGCGGUACAAACUGUACAACCUUGGUUUCUGCAAAGGAUGUGAGCUGUUUUCUCUUAUAAAGCUGUUUCUAGAGUCGGUGUCUUUAACAGAACAUCUGAACAUGCUGUUUGGUUACAUUCACAGUAACAAACACACCUUAGGGUCGUCUGUAUUGUGUGUUUAUUAAUUAAAUUAGAGGCAAAAGCUGAAAAAAACGAAGGAUGGCACACUCAGUGCACACUGCAGGGCAGCGAGAAUUACAGCACCAAAGGCUGGAAAACAACAAAAUGCCAGUUAAACUUUAGCCGCUGUGGACUUAAUUGAAAUUGUUUGUUUUCUCUAGUCUUGGUUUCGAUCUUGAGACCCUUUUUACAGCAUAAAAAAGGCUCUCAGUUUAAAUCAGCCAAAGUAGUUUUUUUCCUUGUUAAUUAAAGUCAUUGCCACUCAGAGAAAAUACCACUUACUAAUUUCUGUUGCAAAAACAGUGAAUGAGAUGCUCAUGAAGUACAACACUGGAUGUUUCUCUCAUAAAUACACACGUAACCAUCGAUUCUGUCACUUGCAGUCGGAAGUUAUUUGUGUUCCUAAUCAAACUCUCAGCUGAAUAAAACAAAGAAUUGAGCACAACAUCACAGUGUCUGAAGAAUAAUUUAGCAUCAGCAUGUAUUCAGAGUGCAGUGGCUGAAUAAGCAAACAGCCUGUAUCAGCAACCACAUCAGUUUGAAAUUUGAGCUUUCCCUGUUUCUUCAGGUCCAUUUUUACUGACUUCUCUGGAUUUUUUUCUUAAAUGGUACUGUAUUUGUGUGUCUGAAAAAUAUACUGUGGGUCAUUUUUUAGUGUGUUGUGCAGCUAAAUGCGUGAAAUUCUUUGAACAGUUCUGAUAUUUAUAAUUGUACUUUGCAAGAUGUCUUAAGACAUAAUUCCUGUCCUUUUUCUUUCCAGUAUUUCCCUAAAAAAUUCCAGUUAAAAAGGCAACUUCAAAACAGAUUUUUAAGGGUUUUAAGUCCCUGUGCUCAGCUGAGCAGGAAGAGGAUCUUUGAUAAUGAUGAUGAUGCUGCUGGUGUACUCAAAGGUUAAAAAUGUUUGUUUUUUCUGAGUUUGUUACUUUAUGUUUGAUGUUCCUGUUCAUGUGGCUCUGCAUAACUUAAGAGGUAGAGACUGCUGCCAUUUCUGUCCAUUUCUCUGUAUGUGAUGUAAUUUUCCUCUCAUCCCUUUAUAUAUUCGCAAGAAAAGGACAACCAAUGGACGGUCAGUGCUUCAGGGUUCAAAGAUUUUUAUUUACUUACUAUUGAAAGGUUGAAUGAGUUACAUUCACAAAGACAGACGUUACCGGCAUUAAUUUAGCACUGAAACUGGGUUAUUGAGUCUACGGUGUGCCUCAUGGAUGUUGGUUGUGUCACAGAUGUGUUGCCUGCAGCUGUUUGAAUGAACUUUGAGCAUGUCAGUUCUGCUGCCGUGUUGAUUUUACUUAGCCACACCCUUUAGUGAGAACUCAACCCUAAGUACCUGCCUUAUUUAAAAGAUGUUUUUUCUUUUUUAAUUAAGAUUUGGGGUCGGGUGGGUAUACUUUUGAAAUGACAUACAGCUUUCUCUAACUGAAGAACAAUAUUUUUAUUCAAAUCCAUUGUAAGCUGUGAAAAAGCUGAAGAACUUGUACCAGCAUCAUUUAGACAUGACCCCAUGCAAAUAACAAUCUGUUUCAACACACACGUCAGCUAUACCAGCAUGGAUAUUUGAUUGAAUAAACUCACUUGAAAAAGGAA